GUGUGUGAGGAAGAGUGUGUGACAGAGAGAGAGAACGUAAGAGGAUGAGCGUUGACAUUUAAAGAUUGCUGAUGGUGUCUAUUUGACUCAUGUGGCCACAUGGAUUUACACUGUGAGUGUUGUACAGCGGCAGAUACAAACAUAUCUACAUAAUUGAUCAAAGAAGAGUCUGGACCUGGACCAUUUCAGCUGAAGGGUUGGACUGGACCAUGUGGCAGGGCUCGACUGACAACUGCUGGAUGAACAACCUGGACUUAUAGGGUCUACAACUUCUCCUAAUAGACAGAAUAACGUCUAGAUAUUUGUGAUUGAUGAGUCAGUGUGAUCUUUCAGCAGAAAGGUGAGUGUGAGCUUGAGCGCUUACAGAAGUUCUCAAAGAGAGAUUUCCCCUGUGUCUGUCAUACUUUACGUCCGUGAAAUGCUCUGAUUCAUCAACACAGAAAUAGAGUAUCAGAAAGUCCCCACCGAGGGGAGUUAACAGGGAUGGCGACAGAAUGAAUGAUGAAUGAAUGGAAUUAAAACACCUGAGCAUCUGGAUAUCCUGCCACAUGUUUGCCAAGGACGCUGGAAGUUUCAAGACACUGGAAUGAGAAAGACUCCAGGCUGGAGUAAAUCUCUGGAUGUCAUAAUCACAUCUUUUGCACCAGGAUGCUCCGUCUUCUUUUUUUGUGGGAUUGGUUUGGACUUUGGACUUGAGCUAAAACUUUGAACUGUUUAGCACUUUAAACUCCACAUCAUCCUCUGUUGUGCUGCUCCUGGACAUCCAGAAUCUAUUUGAGGAACCUCCUUAAAGAACUCACUACAAUACUUACCAAGUUAUGGAUUCACAGGGUGGUCCAUACCUCAACAAGAGGGCCCUGUGCUCACCUCUGGGUGCUGCCCGUCUCUGUCAGCUAGCCAUGGGCUGUGCUGUGAUUGCCAUGGUUAUCCACAAUGCCGGCUACAGCGGUUCACAUGGCGUGUUCUGCAUGGCGGCGUGGUGCUUCUGCUUCGCCAUGACGGUUGUGGUGUUUUUCCUGGACGCCACUCGUCUCUACAGCUGCCUGCCCAUAUCCUGGGACAACCUCACCGUCACAUGUGCUGCCUUCGCGACGCUCAUGUAUGUGACAGCCUCUGUGGUUUACCCGCUCUUCUUUGUCCGAUCUGAGUGCCCUUACGCCGGCUGUGAUGUCCGAAAUUUCCGGAUUGCUGUGACCGUCUGCUCCAUCCUUGGUGCUGUGGCCUACGGGGCUGAAGUGGCCUUGUGCCGUGCCAGACCGGGCCAGGCUGUGGUGGGCUACAUGGCCACCGCCUCUGGCCUCCUCAAAGUCGUUCAGGGCUUUGUGGCCUGCAUCAUCUUUGGAGCUCUGGCCAAUGGGAGCGAGUAUUCCCUUUAUGCCGCCACAAUCUUCUGCGUUGUCGUCUACGCUUUCUGCUUUGCUCUGACUGCACUGGUGGUUGUCAUGACGGUGUGCGGGCGGACCAAAGCUGUGCGCUGCUUGUCCUUUGACCGCUUUGUGGUGGUGUGCACCCUCCUGGAAGUUCUGCUCUACCUGAGCGUGUCAGUGGUGUGGCCCGUGUUCUGCUUUGAUACGAAAUAUGGCUCUCCAUGGAGACCGUCGUCAUGCCCUCAGGGGAGGUGUCCAUGGGACAGCAAACUUGUGGUGGCGGUGUUCUCCUUCGUCAACUUUGGACUGUAUGUGGCGGACCUGAUCUACUCCCAGACGAUACGAUUUGUCUCCUCACGUGUGCGCACUAACUCACGAUUGUAGCACCAUAUGGAAGCAUAUUAUUAUUAUUAUUAUUAUUAUAUUGGCUUAACAGGUUUAAGUCAUUAAUGUGUUACACCAUUUAUGAUUUUCUUUGUCCAUUCAUUUGAUAUUUAAAGACACAGAAAGUAUUGAUGGGGAUAGUCAAAGAUCCCGGGACAUCACUGGUGCUGCACAUGGUCUAACACUGAAGCGCCCAGACAACCCAAAGUCAAUGUGAAAGCACUGUGGAAUGUGAACAAGGAAUUUAACCACUACGUCGCCUCUGCCACACCCCACUGAGGUGACACCCCAUCUCUUUACUUCACCCCUUCUGCCCUCUUGAGAGAUUUUGGGUGAACAGCCAGCCUCACCCAAGCAGCCAGGACCCACUGGUAUGUCCUGCCAAAUCCUCAUAAACCAAGACGCUCCCGCUAUUCUUGACCUGCGGCACACACACACACACACACACACACACACACACACACACACACACACACACACACACACACACACACACACACACACACACACUGCUUAUAUUACUGCUCAAAUAAUACCUUGAGUCUUGAAUAUAAAUAGUAAAUCUCCCACUGGCAUCUGUGGCAUGCCUGUCAUCUGCAAACCCCUCACCAGCGACCUACGGACAUUACCCAGGCUGCCAGAAAUAGACAUGAGCUGUCUGACUCUGCACUCAUGUUGAAGCAGUGAGACAGCAUUUGUAAGAUGCUGCUGUCUUUAAACCUCUCUAUGAGGCCUUCUUCAGUCUAAGAUGUUAAAGGAGAGCCCAUUUCUUCAAGCCUGCUGGUGAGAUGACCUGCAGUUUGACUGCCACGUUUGAAAUCGCACAAUAUUCACAAUUACACAAUCUGAACAUGGUCAGUGUGACUGAGGAAUGUUUGCAUAUUAUCAUGUGACCUAUAGAAAGACAAAUGUAAAACAAUGUUUCUAUUUCCAUUUACUACAUUAACACUGGCAGUUACAAAUGAUCUGUGUGGUUAGUUGGUUUACAGUGUAUUAAGAUAUAUUUAUAUAAACAUAAAUUGAUAUAGACUUAGAGAUAAUCAAUAUUUUUAUAUUCACGAUGGAUCAAAUGUCUGUGUGUAUAUGACAGGGUUCCGCUCAUCGUGAUAAAUACAUAGAUCGUUAUUACAAACUAUAUCAGCUCCUUGUUUUGGUCUCACCGCUCUCAUAGCGUCGCUUUGAGCCGCAACAUUGAAAAGCUGUUUCCAGUGAUAACGUCUACAUGUCACCAAACAGAAGACAGUCAGCGACUAGCUGCUGAACACAGUGGAGCAUUUAGCAGCUAAAGAGAGGCUUAUACCUGGCGGAGAUAUUGAGAGUGAAUGUUUUACUUAUAAUCCUCAGGUGACCAGAGACACGACUGCAAAUGAAAGUUAAUGUUGCUCCAAGUCUGCUGGACGUGUAAAUAGGAAACUGUUUGAUAGCAAGUUUGCCAUAUCAACUAUUUAAGGUGAUAAUAUGUCAUUGUUGUGUUUACUUCUCGUUCACAUGUACGAUACAGAUCUGUCUAUCUUUUGUUUUAGCCCUUUUUCUUUUUUUGUACCUCC
Messenger RNA from Cottoperca gobio, 3298 nucleotides. Its product is annotated as myeloid-associated differentiation marker-like protein 2. The record is from RefSeq and is a predicted model, not a curated record. The transcript is spliced from 2 exons. Gene Ontology annotation, cellular component: membrane. Lineage: Eukaryota; Metazoa; Chordata; Actinopteri; Perciformes; Bovichtidae. Bases 819 to 1751 code for a protein of 310 amino acids.